Messenger RNA from Neodiprion fabricii, 769 nucleotides. RefSeq lists its product as uncharacterized. The transcript has 2 exons. The record is from RefSeq and is a predicted model, not a curated record. Lineage: Eukaryota; Metazoa; Arthropoda; Insecta; Hymenoptera; Diprionidae. The coding region runs from base 16 to 660 and encodes 214 amino acids.
AAAUUGAUUGGUGAGAUGACAAAGUAUUAUGGAUUAGCUAUUCGGAGACAUCCAGAUUCUAUCGAGGAAAUGAGAAAGGAAAUUUGGGCAACAUUCUUUCACAAGAUUUCCACAGACAGCAAUCCACAGCAUCAAAAUUGUCCUGCAGGCGAAUCUAGUUGGUGCAAAUGGCGGAGAGCUGAGUUUCUCGGAGAGGCUGAGCAAUUCAAACACAAUAAACCGCCUCUUUCUGAAGCAGUUCAAAAAGUCAUAAAGCCAAUUUAUGAGGAUUUAUCCAAAGAAGAAUUGUUAAGCAGAUGCCUGGGAUCGGAAACUCAAAAUAAUAACGAGUCGCUCAAUUCUUUAAUCUGGACUUUUGCUCCGAAGCACCUCCAUUCUGGGCCAAAAGUGGUUGAAAUCGCCACGUUUCUCGCUGUCAUAAUCUUAAACGAAGGAUUCGAAGCUAUCCUGAAGACCUUGGAAACCAUGGGAGUGAAAAUCGGCCCACAAGCUAAAGGAUAUGUUCAACAGCGUGAUAGCUCUCGGAUCGACCGUUCAGAAAGGCGCACGAGCGAUGUUGUAAAACAGGCCCGAAUCGCGAAAAGAGAAGACAGAGCAGCUCUGCGUGACUUCGAAGAAGAAGAGGAAGGCCUUUUGUAUGGUCCAGGCAUAGCAGAUUGACGAUAAGCAGAACAGCCGCAAUCUUGGUUACCGUCAAGCACCUCUUUUACUUGAUGUCUUCCUGUCGGCCACUAUAACUGCUAUUCUAAUAUAUAUUUUGACUUCAAAA